Molecule: messenger RNA, 372 nt
Organism: Pipistrellus kuhlii (Kuhl's pipistrelle)
Lineage: Eukaryota; Metazoa; Chordata; Mammalia; Chiroptera; Vespertilionidae
Gene: PRM3
Product: protamine 3
Biological process (GO): flagellated sperm motility
Cellular component (GO): cytoplasm
Source: RefSeq, a predicted model, not a curated record
AUGUCAGCACCCUGCCUACAGCCCUCAAAGCCCCUCCACUUCCCCCCAGAGGCCUUCCCGCACAGUCUGGAGAGGCAGCCAAAGCACAUGGGUUCCCACUGUGCCAAGCUAGGCACAGGCCACAGCCGGGGCCAUGAAUCCUCCAUGAAGAAGCUCGUGGCCUGCGUGAGUCAAGAUAACUUCUCCUUGUCCUCAGAGGGUGAGGAAGAAGAGGAGGGAGAAGAAGAGGAGGAGGAGGAGGAAGAUGAGGAGGAAGAGGAGCUCCCAGUACAGGGCAAGCUGCUGCUGAUGGAGCCUGAGAGGCAGGAGGAGGGCGCCGAAGAUGACCCUGUGGCCCAGCAGAGCCCCGAGCCCAAGCAGACGCACUCCUGA